Penicillium oxalicum is the source of this 426-nucleotide messenger RNA. RefSeq lists its product as uncharacterized. The coding region runs from base 1 to 426 and encodes 141 amino acids. The record is from RefSeq and is a predicted model, not a curated record. The transcript is spliced from 2 exons. Lineage: Eukaryota; Fungi; Ascomycota; Eurotiomycetes; Eurotiales; Aspergillaceae.
AUGUGGUUUUUCAACCAAUUCAAUUUGUCUGCGGAGUCCAACACGACAGUACUGAAGCCUACAUACAAGGACGUACGAUACAAGAAGAGCGACGAUUUUGUGAUCAAAGGGUCUUCUACUACAACCAUUCCAGGCACGAAUGAUCGCAAGAAAGAGCAAUAUAUCUCUCUCCAAGACCUUGGCCGAUUGAAUUGGCAUGAGUUCAGGAAUCACUUGACGGGCGAGAGUAUUGAUAAUACUUUCGUCUAUGGUUGUAAGCUUCAGGUUGUGUCCGCACAGAACGUUGAGACAGAAGAGCUUUCGGGCACCUACCUGAAGAGGGGAUGGGGGCGAUUCAGGAAGCGCAACAGAAGCCGACUCUUUCAAUAUCACCAAGCAAGCCUGGAUAUUCCAAUACCUCUCAUGGGCGUCCCGGCGAGAUCUUGA